Messenger RNA from Closterium sp. NIES-67, 1257 nucleotides. Lineage: Eukaryota; Viridiplantae; Streptophyta; Zygnematophyceae; Desmidiales; Closteriaceae. The record is from the annotation of a GenBank genome assembly.
UCCCAAACAUUGUCCCAUGUUCCCAAGCGACCUCCGCCAUUCCUGGCCGUUGGUCUCUGGACUGCAGCGCAGCGGAGAGGAGCACCCUGGUCUGUCCAGUACAGUACACGACUCCGUGCCUGCCGGUUCUCCAAGCUUCCCCAUGGCAGUGCAAGCGCCAUCCAUUUCUGUCCGUUGUUCCCAAGGUUUCUCGAGCAGCCCUCGAGCAGCCCUCGAGCAGACCUCGAGUUCCUUUCCGCGAGAAAUCCGCAGAGGAUUUCGUUGCUAAGCGGUCGUGCAAUCGGCUUGCUUUCCGUUGACUUUGCAAAGAAACGGCGAGCUCAGCUGUGGCUUUGCGAUCUACGGGUUGUCGUCGUGUGGGUUCACACGUCUUCAUCCGCACUUCGCUGCUCAUGAGCCGAAGCUCCGACCCAUCUGACGCCGUCCGACGAAUCAGUCGCCACUCUCAGACGUCGCUUCACCGACCUUCUGCCUUACCCAGCUGCGUCCUUCCCGCGUUAGACGACACCCCACGCAUUUGUACCGUCGGUAACCGAGAAUAUCCACUAGCAUCUAAAUUACGUGCAGCGACCGCGGCACAAUGCUGUCUCUCGGUCGAACAUUCAGUGAGACGGUAGUAGUAGAGCACACGACGCCGCUGCUACCGCGCCGCUCAUCCUCGUUCAAGUCGCUCAGCGAAGCCCACUCGCUGCGAUCCCUUCCGGGAAACACGUUCCUCAGAGUCCUCGCCUCGGUGGUAGUCGUUUUCGGCGCGUUAUCCCCCAUCUUUUGGCUCGAUUCCUCCAUAUUCACAUCUGUUAUAGUGCCAUUCGCUACUAGAACAGGCCCGGGCGAACAAUCUUCGUAUAUCGAGGAUGUCAUUCCCCCAGAGCGCCGAAACGGGAAGAUAGCCUUUUUGUUCUUGACACGUGGCCCGAUCCCAUUCGCUCCGCUGUGGGAGAGGUUCUUCCUGGGGCACGAGGGGCGGUACUCCGUCUACGUGCAUGCAUCCAACACCUCCUUCGCCUUCCCCGCCGAUUCGUCCGCCGUCUUCCGCGACAGACUCAUUCCGGGGGGCGAGGUGCGUUGGGGCGGCAUCAGCAUGGUGGACGCGGAGCGGCGGCUGCUGGCAGCAGCUUUGGAGGAUCCCAGCAAUGAGCACUUCGCGCUGCUCUCCGAAAGCUGCAUCCCGCUGUGGCCGUUUGACUUCGUUCACCGCUACGUCUCCUCCACCCACGUCAGCUUCGUCGAUGCGUGAGUCUCUGGUCCUCACUCAAA